AUGUCACGACAAGGAGCCUCUCGAGAUGUGGAAGAACUCGAGAAAAUCGAGCAACAAAUCACCCUUACACUUCAAGAAAUCGACAGCAACUUCAGCAAAGCGCAUCGCAUCGUCACCAGCAGCAUACUACCCAUCGUCGAGCAGUAUGCGAAGCACAGCAGCAAUGUCUGGGAGGGCUCCAAGUUCUGGAAGCAGUUCUUCGAGGCUUCGGCCAAUGUGUCGCUGUCAGGCUACGAGGAGGCUCCGGAGGAAGAUGUAACACACACCGAAACGACUUCGACGAAUCUGGAGACGCCAACGGAUCACGGAGAAUAUAUGCAGGCCGGCGCGCAGGAGCAGGAGGAUGACGAGGAUGAGUUCUCGGUGGACUCGCCUACGCAAGUCACGGGAGUACAGUCGACACCCAAGAUUGGGUCUAGCAGGAAGACGAACAGCAAGGCGGCCGCUUUCAGGUCCCCCUCUCCGCGCAAAUACACCGGGAAGAACCCUCUCGCUACGGGUAGUUCAGAAGGUCCGAGUACACCUCGUCCGCGCACUGGUGUUGGUGCCCAGUCAUCGCCUUUCGAGCCAGAGUCGGCAGCAUACGUACCUUCGACCCAACAACGAGGCAACAAUGACCCUCUGAUGCACCGCAUCCUGGACAAGAACUACCGCAUCCAAGCCACGCCCCACACCCAGCGCCGCCAAAGACCUCAGCCGACUCAAAAGCAAACGCCUGCAACAGCCACAAAACGCAUGCCAUGGGACGAUUCGCCUCAAUCAUCUCCAGACCUCCCCGCCCCUCAACUCCGCAGCGAUCUCUUCUCACCGGCCAAAGCCGCCGCAGCGCCUCGGACCCCAGGCGUCUCAAUCCUGACUCCAGCGCGCAAGACCGGCCACGCAGCUCCAACCACCUCCACCGGACGCCAGCUCUUCUCACCGCAGGACAAAGCCUACAGCACCACCAAGACCCACACGAGCCAUAACAUUUUCUCCAGCGACGACUCAGACGAUGAUGAUGAUGGCUACGGCGACAUGAGCCCGCCGAAAACGAUGCAAUUCCACGUCCCGCAGAGUCGGCUCAUGCAAACGCCAGCGCGGGAGGCGAGCAAGCGGAUUGUGGAUGAUCUACUGUUGACUGCUGGCGCGGACGAUACGGACGAUAUUGAGGGGAUUGAUGAUCCGAGUGUGGUUGAUGAGCCGAGUCCGAGUGUGGUGAGGAGGGCUUAUGAGGACGAUACGUUUUAG
Saxophila tyrrhenica is the source of this 1227-nucleotide messenger RNA. RefSeq names its product DASH complex subunit ask1 (gene ASK1). The transcript has a single exon. Gene Ontology annotation, cellular component: mitotic spindle; mitotic spindle pole body; DASH complex. NCBI's taxonomy places the organism in Eukaryota, Fungi, Ascomycota, Dothideomycetes, Mycosphaerellales, Extremaceae. The record is from RefSeq and is a predicted model, not a curated record. Bases 1 to 1227 code for a protein of 408 amino acids. Gene Ontology annotation, biological process: attachment of spindle microtubules to kinetochore.